Carica papaya (papaya) is the source of this 2125-nucleotide messenger RNA. Its product is annotated as ABSCISIC ACID-INSENSITIVE 5-like protein 7. Lineage: Eukaryota; Viridiplantae; Streptophyta; Magnoliopsida; Brassicales; Caricaceae. Gene Ontology annotation, molecular function: DNA-binding transcription factor activity. Gene Ontology annotation, cellular component: nucleus. Gene Ontology annotation, biological process: positive regulation of DNA-templated transcription. The record is from RefSeq and is a predicted model, not a curated record.
AGUUUCUACUGUGCUGUUUAUUUUCCAUUGUUGGAUAUUUUUUUCUUGGCUUUUUCUUUUUCUUUUUUCCUUCUUAAUCUUUGUCUUUUUGUUGAUAAUUAGAUAAUUAAGUUUGGUAAUUUUCUCUUUUCCAUUUUCAGAUGGAUUUUUUAGUUCGGUUGAUCUUAUGAAUAAAUACUUAAUUUGAGAAGAUAUUUUUUAGUUUAAAUGGUUGCUAGUGAGCCAAUAUUUUCCCGAAUUUUUUAUUUUAUUUUUUAUCUCCUGGGUUUCUAGAUUGUAAAGUUUACAACUGGUAGUGAAAUUUUAAGCUGGAGAUGGGUUUGCCUGGUUUUUUCUUUAUGAAAUUUUCGUUGAUGUUAUGGGUUUUUGAUGGGAUGUCUGAUCAUCAUGAGUUGGGAUAAUAAUGAGAUCUUGCUGAAACAGAAGUGGGAUACUCGUACUAUCUUGCUUCUUCAAGUGCAUGGAAGUAUAAGAUAUAAAUUUGAUUCUGGAUUUGGUUGUUGCUGGGACAAGAAACGGGAUCUCAUAUGAAUUUCAAGAAUUUUGGUGAUGCCUCAAGUGGGGAAGGUGGGAACUUGAGGCCGGUCGGGAAUCUCCCCUUGGCUAGGCAGUCUUCAGUAUACUCUCUUACACUGGAUGAGUUCCAGAACACGUUGGGUGGAAUGGGCAAGGAUUUUGGGUCAAUGAACAUGGAUGAACUAUUGAAGAAUAUUUGGUCUGCUGAAGAGACUCAAGCUAUGAGUUCUUCAGCUGGAGGAGGGGGAGAAGGGGGUGUUCCUGGCUCUAAUUUACAGAGGCAAGGAUCGUUGACAUUACCCCGGACACUGAGUCAAAAGACUGUUGAUGAGGUUUGGAGAGACUUGAUAAAGGAAAGUAGUGUUGGGGUUGCAGCUAAAGAUGUGAGUGAUGGUGUUGGUGGCGGUGCUGGAGGGGCAAAUAUGCCACAGAGGCAACAGACUUUGGGAGAGAUGACUUUGGAGGAGUUCUUGGUGAGGGCAGGAGUAGUAAGAGAAGAUACUCAGCAGUUUGGAAGGCCAAAUAACACUGGUUUCUAUGGUAAUAAUACUGCUAGUUUAGCUCUUGGAUACCAACAACAAACACAGAAUCACGGGUUGUUGGGAAACCGAGCUCCAGUUCCUAAUCAGCCCUCUAGUUUUGGACUAAAUGUUGGUCGAAUCAGGAUGAGUCAGCAACAACCACAGCAGCAGCAGCAGCCCCUCUUCCCCAAGCAAGCAACUGUGGCAUUUGCCUCUCCUGUGCAUUUAGUGAAUGGGGGUCAGCUUACUAGCCCAGCAUCAAGGGGUUCAAUUGUUGGAAUAGGAGAUCCAUCUUUGAAUAACAAUUUAGUUCAGGUUGGAGGAUUGCAUAGUGGGGGAGGUAUUGGCAUGGUUGGUUUAGGAACUGGGGGAGUUACAGUUGCAGCAGGAUCUCCCGGGAGACAGAUAUCUCCAGAUGUUAUUUCAAAAAGUAGCGCAGAUAACUCUUCAUUGUCACCAGUUCCUUACAUGUUUGGACGGGGAAGAAAAUGCAGUGCGGCUUUGGAGAAAGUAGUUGAGAGAAGACAAAGGAGAAUGAUUAAAAACCGAGAGUCAGCUGCAAGAUCUAGAGCUCGCAAGCAGGCCUAUACCAUGGAACUGGAAGCAGAAGUUGCAAAACUAAAAGAGCUGAAUCAAGAAUUGGAGAGAAAACAGGCAGAAAUCAUGGAAAUGCAGAAAACUCAGCUUUUAGACACAAUGAACCAGCCAUGGAGAAGUAAAAGACAAUGCUUGAGAAGGACAUUGACAGGGCCUUGGUAGUUGGUAGAGUUAAAAAAGAAAAUGCUGAAUGUGGCUGCAGUUAAUGAUCUAUAUUUUGUAUUACAAAUGGUAGGUAGGUGUAUGUAUAGGAGCAAAGAACGUUUAGUUUGUAAAUUAUGAACUGAAAUUAGCUUUACACUGUUAGAUCAGACUUUGUGAUUUGUGUGAUCUCUCUAUUUGAUUCUCACUUGAUAGUAAAGGGCAGCUAGGGUAGUGCAAGUUAGAUAGAUAUAUGUUCCAUUGAUACACCGUCUGCCUGAAUAUAUGGUUUGGUUCUAACCUAGACUCUGGUUUGAUUGAUGUCAUUUCUAAUUUACUUCUCUUUGUAA